Sinocyclocheilus rhinocerous is the source of this 1115-nucleotide messenger RNA. RefSeq names its product phosphatidylcholine transfer protein-like. NCBI's taxonomy places the organism in Eukaryota, Metazoa, Chordata, Actinopteri, Cypriniformes, Cyprinidae. The transcript is spliced from 6 exons. Bases 54 to 719 code for a protein of 221 amino acids. The record is from RefSeq and is a predicted model, not a curated record. Gene Ontology annotation, molecular function: phosphatidylcholine intramembrane carrier activity; phosphatidylcholine binding.
CGUGGUUCGCGGUCAGCUGCGCUCUGACGUCAGCAGCGCCCGCGGUCGGUCACAUGACUGGUGGACGUAGCAGCAUGGCUCUGCUCUUCAGCGAUGAGGAGAUCCAGCAGGCCUGGACCGAGCUGGACGAGCCGCAGCUCGAUGGAGGAUGGGAGCUCUUCACCGAGACCAUGAACGUCAAAAUAUACCGACUUUACAACAAGGAAACGGGUCUGUACGAGUACAAAGUGUUCGGUUCUCUGACCGGCUGCGCUGCAGAUCUCUGUGCAGAUGUUUACAUGGAUCUGAACUACAGGAGACAGUGGGACUCGUAUGUCAAAGAGCUGCACGAGAAGGACUACGGCGGACAGAAAGCCAUAUACUGGGAAGUGAAAUAUCCAUUACCUCUGUCCAACAGAGAUUAUGUGUAUGUGCGGGAGCGCCGGGAUCUGGACGUGGGAGGACGGAAGAUCUGUGUGGUUUUAGCCAAGAGCUCGGCUGUGUCUCAGUGUCCAGAGAAGAAGGGUGUGAUCCGGGUCAAAGACUACAAACAGAGUCUGGCCAUGGAGAGCGACGGCGCUGGCGGCACCAAAGUGUUUAUGAACUACUUUGACAAUCCUGGAGGAAUGAUCCCGGCGUGGCUGGUGAACUGGACAGCGAAGACGGGCGUCCCUGCCUUUCUCACCGACAUGAAGAAGGCCUGCAGUAACUACAGCAGCUACUGCAACAACAGCAAGUGAUGCACGAGUGACGUCCUCUGCUUCUGUUUCCUGUCAGGAGGGCAUUCUGGGUAGAGUUACUGCUGUUUCUGUGGUGAUCGGAGAAAACGUGCCUGGAGUCCUUCAUUAUUGUUCUUUUGUUGUCUUAACUACUGUAUACAAUUGUCUGUUGAAGAAUUGAAUGAAUCCAGCUUCCUGUUGAACUUCAGCAGGAAAUUAGAGCUAAUUUGAGUUUGGAAAAUCUGUUAAAUGUAAUAUGGAUUGACCACAGCACUUUAAUUGAUUGUUAUUUGUGAAUGUAUGAAAAGAUUAAUUGUUAUAUAGCAAAUGCACAAACUCAAUCAACAAGCCUUCCUGAAGUCUCACCAAGUCUGCAUUUAUUUGAUCAAAAUGAAAGAAAAAAAACUGUUAAAAUUA